AUGGACGCCGAGACGGUGACGAGCGCACUGCGCGCGGCGUCGAAAGUAGGUUCUGCCGCAGUGGUCAUCAUCGAGGUGUGCGACGCGAGCGACGAUCCGUCGUCAUCGACGUUCGUGUUUCAACGGAAAACGGCUGGAUAUCCCGCGGCACACUUCGUCGGUUCGCUGUGUUUAUUUGGCGGCAACGCUGAAAAAGAAGACGCGACGGCGCGCGCGACGUUGGAGAGGGAGCUCGCAGAGGAGCUUCCGGACGCGUUCGUAAGCGUCGUCAUGGCUAACGCGCGCGCGCACGGGCGGUACCUCGUUGCGGACGCGAAAGGCGCGUACGCUUUCAUCGCGUGCGCGUUCGCGGCGAGGAUACGCGCGACCAACGUCGACGUCGACGCGCUAGUCACGGAUGAAGGCGAAUUAGCGGUAUUAAGUGUCAGUCAGUGUGGUUGUGAGUCGUUCGCGUGGUCGUACGAUCGCGUCUUCCGGGACUAUCUCGUUCUUCGCGAUGGCCCGCACGACGUCGUUGAGGAUGCACAAGGCGAACGGCGCGAUGAAGCCGUCAAAAUAUCCGACGACGCGGACGUCGGCGAAUGGGCGGUACUCGUGUGA
Molecule: messenger RNA, 600 nt
Organism: Ostreococcus lucimarinus CCE9901
Lineage: Eukaryota; Viridiplantae; Chlorophyta; Mamiellophyceae; Mamiellales; Bathycoccaceae
Exons: 1
Coding region: 1-600 (199 amino acids)
Source: RefSeq, a predicted model, not a curated record